AUAAAGCCUGCUCAUUGCUGGCUGAUGAAUGUAAAUCUUAUCCACAAAACUAGUGGAUGAAACUUCGUUGGCUCAAUAGGAAAAAAACAAAACCUGAGGUCCUUUAAAACCAGUUCUCCUAUGAAAGUGUUGAAGACCCAGAAGCCAAAUUCAGAGUAUUCAGUCAUGGCAGCGACUUCCUCUUACACUGCCUGCACAAAAUUCCACAAGUUGGGUUGGACUGAAGGGAAAACAGUUCUCAGAAAGAGAAGGCUUCUUCCCGUCUCAGCUCAACAGCGAGCUCAAGUACAAGAAUCAGAGGGACCAAAUAUGGCGGAAGAGAAAGAAAAAGUGAAACAGACACAACCAAGACCAGUCGAACCACAGGUGAACGUGAAGAACAGAAACAUAACCAGAGAAUAUGGAGGGCAGUGGCUUAGCAGCGUCACCAGGCAUGUCAGGAUAUACGCUGCCUAUAUUGAUCCAGAGACCUCUGCGUUCGACCAAACGCAGACAGAUAAGCUCACCCUUAUACUUGACCCUACUGAUGAGUUUGUCUGGACUCCUGAAACCUGCAACAAAGUUUAUUCAUACUUCCAGGAGCUUGUGGAUCACUAUGAGGGAGCUCCACUGACAGAAUAUACACUUCGUCUGAUUGGCUCAGACAUAGAACACUACAUAAGGAAGUUGCUAUAUGAUGGGGAAAUUAAGUACAACAUGAAUGCAAGGGUACUCAACUUUAGCAUGGGAAAGCCUCGCAUUCUGUUCAAUAACAAUGAUGGCCAGCUUCAAGAUGAGCAGUGAUGAGAUUCCAAAACACUGGCUGGUAAAAAGAAGAUUUAUCCAAAAUGCUGCUUUCGGCAGAAGAUCUUCCACCAUUAAAGGCUAGAUCUCUGGUAGUGAAAGCAGAUGCAUGCAUUUGUUGCCAAUGAAGACUAUAAGGUAGCAACUGGUUGCUAUGGCUGCAUUUAUCGCUUUGCUUGCUUUUUGAUCUUUGAGAUUUGUGAUGUCAGUUUGAUAGAAGAACUUGAGAUAUUACAUGCCUCCAAAAAUGAUGAGUCUAACCAAGGCUUGAAUUGAUCUUCCAAAGGAAUAUUCUGAGAAAAAAAUAUACCAAUUAUGUAGUG
Rubroshorea leprosula is the source of this 1106-nucleotide messenger RNA. NCBI's taxonomy places the organism in Eukaryota, Viridiplantae, Streptophyta, Magnoliopsida, Malvales, Dipterocarpaceae. The record is from the annotation of a GenBank genome assembly.